AUGAUAACACACGGCUUGAAGUUCCUCGGCAUGACUCCUGCUGAGUUCAGCAGUCGCAAUCUCGGUAACAAGAAGGGCGGGAAGGGCGUCGUGCACUUGUUUCUCUUCAAGAAGAUGCUGCUGGAGUACUUGAACACGUGGCUUGUGAGCCACGGGUUCGGUGAAGAGCAACGGGCAAUGCUGAGUCAGCUGCUUACUCCGGAGUCCUACCGAAAGUGCUGUGGUGCUGCCGGAAUGAAGGUGGACACGCAGUGGAUGGGCCUCAAGGCCGGGAGCACCAGGCUGCUGAUUCAGUUCGUGAAGAAUGCAGUCUAUUCACAGAGCAUGGACCAGUAUCUCAAGCAAGCCAUCAAGAACACGAUGGACCCCAAGGAUGUCAUCCAGGCCGUCCAGACUCUGAAAGAUGCCUUGGAUGAGCUCCAGGCUUGCUUCCAGAAGGAAUCUGGCCCGCAGGCACCCGGCAAGAAGAAUGAGAUUGAGAAGGCCGAGUCUCAGGUUAUGGACAAGUCCUUCACUGUGCCACUGGCUGAGUUAGUGACACCGGAGCAAGAGAAGCUGGACGUGGACGGUCAGUUGAGUCAGUGGCAGGAGUACUUAGAGGAGGUUUUCGGACAGUGGGUCAGCUUCAUCUUGAAUGACAGCUCCAGCACCACGCUUGCAGAGAGCAUGAAGGAAAUGGCUAUUGUCCAGGCUAGCCAGCAGAAAGAUGGGCAGAAGGUGCUCAUCUACGAUUGCAAAACGGCUGGCGAAGCAUCCAGCCACCCGAACACGAGGCAGCCGCCGUUCAAGCCGAAAGACUUGACGAAAUGGGUUUGUGUGUUGGAUGGAGGCAAGUUCCGCAACGAAGGGCAGAUCCAGAGCGCUUUCUUGGACUUGGAGGGCAAACUCUUUUCAAAAGAAAGCCAGAAGUUCAUCGUUCUGACGACGCAGAAGUCCUUAGGGGACAGAAAAGAGAGAGUGAAGGGAUUUGUGAAUCAAAGCGAGAACCUCCACGUGAUGUGCACUGGUGGGCCCUUGGAGAUUGAAAACAAGCCCAGGCUCUAUCUGCCGGAUGCCACGACUCACGGCACACUCUUGGGGUACUUUAAGGCACCAAGUUUCCUUGACGGCGAGUGCUGGAGAGUGGAUCCCGUCAGCAAGCGCAAGAUGCUCGGCACCAACGGUAAGAUCCUCACCGGAGGAGCUGCUGCGGACCCACUCCCGAAACCGAAAUUUGAAGACGGACUCGAGCCCAUGUCGUGGCAUUUCACAGGAAAGCAGGUGUGGGAAGAGAUUCUGCAUGCAAUGGAAGCCCAGGUUGUCAUAGCCGCCACGUGCUUGGAUCACCUGCUGCCCUGCGUGUGUCUAGAAAUGCGGGUGCCGAUCGUGGUUUCCUGCUGGACAGAGGAGCACCGCCAGGCAUUGAAGACCAAGAUCAUGAAGUGCUUGUGGGGGAUGUUCUUAGAUGAGACAAGCCCGCAUCACCAGCCGGCUUUGUGCAAGCUGCUGAACCUCAAGAACUCCAAGCGCAAGGUUCCUCCCCCGGGGCUCCCGAAAGCAGCAGCACCAAAAAAAGCACGAGCAUCCAAGACCGCCAAGAAAGAUGGAGAUGAUGAUAUGGGUGACCCAGAUGAGACGGAGAGUGUUGAGAAGAAUCUGCCAGAUCCGAAUAAGCCCGACCCGAAAGUCAAGGCGGCACCGAAGCAGUCAGGCCGCAAAGCAGGCAACUCCUCCACGGGGUCCGAUGAGGCCAAGGCCAAGCUGCUGGAGAAGCUGAUGGGAGCCGCUGGGUGA
This is a messenger RNA of Symbiodinium necroappetens, 1773 nucleotides long. The record is from the annotation of a GenBank genome assembly. NCBI's taxonomy places the organism in Eukaryota, Dinophyceae, Suessiales, Symbiodiniaceae.